AUGGUUACAACUCAUCUAAUUGAGCGAUUGUUGAAUGCGCUGAAAGGUCCAGGAAAGCUUGUGCUUGUUGGUGUACCAGAGAAGUCACUUGAAGUAGUAGGUUUUCUUGAUUAUGGGGGGAAGAUUGUUGUUGGUAGUAACAUUGGAGGGUUGGAGGAGACUCAAGAGAUGCUUGAUUUUGCAGCAGAGCAUAGGAUCACGGCAGAUGUAGAGGUGAUACUGAUAGAUUAUGUGAACACAACCAUGGAAAGGAUUUUGAAAUCUGAUGUAAGUACCUAUCUUUCACCUAAUUUUCACAUAGAGAAAAUACCACCACCACUAUCACUACCGAGCGGAGAUAUGAACGCCACCAUAGCCGCCGAUCAAUGCCAUCACCUACGGAUGGAAGAUGUGAAUGCCACCACCGUUGUUGAACCUCCUGGAAAACUCUCGAUUUUUGAUGAAGAAGGAAUCUAG
Molecule: messenger RNA, 456 nt
Organism: Lactuca virosa
Lineage: Eukaryota; Viridiplantae; Streptophyta; Magnoliopsida; Asterales; Asteraceae
Source: the annotation of a GenBank genome assembly